Messenger RNA from Bipolaris oryzae ATCC 44560, 1320 nucleotides. RefSeq lists its product as uncharacterized. The transcript has 3 exons. The record is from RefSeq and is a predicted model, not a curated record. Bases 1 to 1320 code for a protein of 439 amino acids. NCBI's taxonomy places the organism in Eukaryota, Fungi, Ascomycota, Dothideomycetes, Pleosporales, Pleosporaceae.
AUGGCCAACACAAACGACCCAUCCCUUCCAGAGGGUGAGAUCGGUGUCGACCUUUCCCGUAACCUCCAACCAGAGAAUACAGGGAGCAUGGACAAAGAAGACAACCUAGAUAUCUUUUCAGACAAUGAUAGCCUUACUCUAAGAACCUCAGCAACGCCAUUUGAAGAGGACUUUCCUGACAUACCUGAUGCUCAGACCGCAUACGCCCUACGCAAAAGGACCGACAACAAGGGGACAUAUACUUUCUUGGACCAGGACACGUCCGGGAACUUUGAUCCGUCCAAGGAAAAGCGUGUCUCCAAGAAGAAUAAGUCUUAUGCUGUAAAAUCGCCUAAGAAGGAUCCCGUGAAGGUACAAGGUAGCAAGGCGAGCAAAGCAGACAAGACGAGCAAGACGAGGAAGACGCAUAAUGCCCGUAACGCUCCCAAACCCACUGCCACCCGCAAACCCACCAAAGACAAGAACAAAGUAAAGUCUAAAACCCCUCCAUCCAAAAAGCAAGAGCAAGACAAAGCCGAGAAGUCGCCCCUUAUUGUUGAGCCCCGGUACAGCAACUACCUUACUCCGGAAGCUUUACGGAUACAACCAGUAGUGUCGCGCUCUCCAAGCCCAGACAUCCUCGAAGACACGGCUGGAAACAGGGGCCAAGUAAUUCGGAUGAAGACUAGCUUCACGCAUCCAAUUCAAUUCGGUGUCAGUGACGGUGACAUUGACACCUUGGAUUGUAGCUUUUGUAGUAUGGCUGAAUUUAGCUUUAUUGGCUACUUUGACCAAGAGGUGUACUGCAUAUGCUGGCAGAACGGGUGUGGAUAUACGCACAUAGCUGGCGGUCAGACUGAGAACGGCCCAACCAGUAUGUGCCAAUCUUGCACAAUAGGACGAGCACAGAUCGCUGUAUGUGAGGGUCAUGAUAUUCGACGCAUAUACCCAGAUGCUGUUACCGUGAACUUUGCAGAAGCUCUCAAUGAUUUGCUUACAGAGGAGGACUCUACUGCGGUCAGAAAGCAGUUACUACGAUGGUGCUCUAUGUGCUUUUCACCUGCAGUUUUCGCAUGCCGUAAACGUCAGCCAUCACUGUUUUCUGCGCAUGAAGAGAUUGACAGCUGCGGUCUAAGACUCUGCACAGCCUGUGAAACAAGGCUCAGAGAGACAUUUGAGGGAGAUGCAAAUGUUAUGGCUGCUACACUGGACGAUGAGGACAAAGCAAAAGAGGAAGACGAGGAUUUGCAUGGUAAAGUUAGAGCGGAUGUUGGGUUCUUGAGCAGAGAUGGUAUUCUGGUGAGGAAUCUGGGUUGUGCAACCGAGGAAGAAGAUGAAUAA